GGUUGUUCUUGACAAUCAUUUCCUUUCUCCUUUCAGAAAACCCCGAGCGGGCUGCUCUGUAUUUUGUCUCCGGAGUGUGCAUUGGACUCGUCUUGACCCUGCUGGCCCUGGUGCUAAGGGUGUCCUGCCGAACUGACUGCAAACGCUCCUCUGACAAAAAACCUCCUCGGGAGCGGGAGAGCGACAGCGACAGCAGCGACAGCGAUGACGAUUCAGACACCACGUCGGACCUGUCUGCCCGCAGGCACCGCAGGUUCGAGAGGACUUUGAACAUGAACGUCUUCACUUCGGCGGAGGAGCUGGAGCGAGCUCAGCGGCUGGAGGAGCGGGAGCGCAUCAUCCGGGAGAUCUGGAUGAACGGCCAGCCGGACAUCCCGGGGACCAGGAGCCUCAACCGUUACUACUAA
Opisthocomus hoazin is the source of this 407-nucleotide messenger RNA. Lineage: Eukaryota; Metazoa; Chordata; Aves; Opisthocomiformes; Opisthocomidae. The record is from RefSeq and is a predicted model, not a curated record.